Molecule: messenger RNA, 2324 nt
Organism: Chlorella variabilis
Lineage: Eukaryota; Viridiplantae; Chlorophyta; Trebouxiophyceae; Chlorellales; Chlorellaceae
Product: expressed protein
Exons: 17
Coding region: 123-2324 (733 amino acids)
Source: RefSeq, a predicted model, not a curated record
GCGCGCUGCCGCAUUGCUAGCUUGCCCCAAGGAGCGGUUAGCGUCAGACCGCCCACUCGAUCGAGGCGCAGUUGUUGGCUAUCAGCGGGGGUCUGCCGGCGGGGGGCGCCGCCCCGGAGGACAUGGUGGACCACAGAACGGCGCGGGCGCAGGGGAAGGGGCCUGUGGGCGUGCUGGCCGCCCUGGUGGGCGUCUGCCUGCUGGCGGCGUCGCCGAUGCUGCUCUACCGCUCCGUGGCCUCGAUCACCCGCAGCCAGCAGCAGGUGCUGCAAGCUCUGCAGCAGUCACUAGAAGAGGUCAAGGUGGAGCGUGACACAGCCCGCACUUACUUGGAUGAAGUCAAAACGCAGCUGGAGGAGCUGCAGGGCAGCAUGGAGGUGCGGGUGAGGCAGCUGGCCAAUCUGUCUGAGGUGGCGGAGGACAUCAAGUUUGACCUGAACAGGCACAACAGCCAGUUCUCACCGGCAGACCGCAUCUCGGAGCAGCCGGCGGCGGCCAUAGUGCGUAUCGAUAGCAAGGGGCAAUACGUGGCCAGCCCCAGCCUGGUCAGGCUGCCCGGCGGCCGGCUGCUGGUGGCGCUAGAGAGGGCUGUGACGUGGGGUCAGACCAAGGAGACCACCAUGAAGCUCAUCUACUCCUCGGAGGACGGCGGCUCCUCCUGGCAGCGCGCCGCCGUCGUGGGGCCCAUGAACUGGCCGCAGAUCUUCAGCUGCGCCAGCGGCACCUACCUCAUGGGCACAGAGCGCCACUUCAGCCACAACAACAACCUGGUCAUCUCAAAGAUGCUGGACGACAAGGGCGCCAGCUGGUCUGUGCCCACCAAGCUCACAAAGGGACUCAGCGUGGUCAGCGCCAACACCGGGGUGGAUGUGUCUGGCGGGCGCGUCACCAAGGCUUUUGAAGUGAUCCCCAGCAUGGCAGAGCCGCUAGCCUCCACCAAGCUCACCAAGGCGCGGCGCGCAAGCGGGCGCCCGCCGCUGCCUUGCAGCGGCGGUGGUUGUGGAGAUCAAGGGCGGCGUGGAUGCCCCACCUGGGAGCACCAGCCCGUGCUGGAGCUGGAUGUGGAAAGCACGGCAGGCUUCAUACUCUACACCCUGGUCAAGGUGCCGUACGGCGACAAGGCCCUGUUCUUCAGGAUAGCCAAGAUCGACGCGGCGGCCAAGCGCAUCAGCGCCCGCCUCGAGCGCUUCAACAUGUUCUGGCAGAAGGAGCCGCUUUCGCUGGCGGCGCAGAGCACGCUGCAGGUCGCGUCGGGCGCCCAAAUUUACGGCGGCGUGGACUGGGUGGCUACGGCCAUGAACGCGGAUGAGACGGCGGACCUGCGUGACCCCGAGGCCUGGCAUCUGAGCGAGGGGGUGGGCAACCCAGCCAGCAUGUAUAGCCACGAGAUGCGGGCCCUGUUUGACGCCGCCUUCCGCGGGGACUCUAGCGUGCGCAAGUCCAUCAUCGGGUUUGAUGUGCCGGGGCUGGACACCAGCAGCGCGUGGGAGGCGGGCUUUGGCAGCCUGUACUGGAUGGAGGGGGUGGUGACGCGGCUGCAGGACAAGCAUGGAGGCAACAACAAGCUGCUGAGCAUCAUGCGGGUGAAUAACGACAUCCUGUGCGACCUGGCGGCGCUGGUGGAAUUUGACGACGCCAGCGUGGCGGCCGCCGCCGCCGCCAACGCCUCGGCCGCCUCUGCACGCCUCGCCGUGCGCUUCCUGCGCUACGCCUUCAUCCCGGGCCUGGGCGUGGGCCACCCCGCCAUCCUGUUUGACGCGGUGAGCUGCGGGGGGGGGCCUGUUACGCUGCGGUACGGUGGUAGCGGUACGGUGGUAGCGGUACGGUAUAUGGCAUGGUGUAAGACCCGGGAGGCUGCCGCAGGGGACGGCCGCGACCUGCUGGUGGUCAGCCGCGCCGCGUUUGCGCCCUGGGCCCGCGACUCCGACGCCGUGCUGAACGACUACUACAACAACCACAACUCCAACACCAUUGCAUUCCACAGGGUCAAGAACUUCCGGCACUAUGCCAACGUGGAGUGGGUGCGGUACCAGGGGCCCUACUCGCGGUACCCUCGCCGUACCGCCAUGAAGGACGAGGUGGAAAGCGCGGAGGCCAAGGCCUUUGCGGCGGGCGUGGCGGAGCGGCAAAAGGCAGCGGAUGCGGCGGCGGCCGCCGACGCCAAAGCCAAGGCCGCCGGCGGCGGCGAUGGCGUGGGCGCGGGGGGCGCGGCGGCGGCGGGAGGGGGAGGCGAGCAGCUGGCGGGGCUCGACGCGCCGGGCGGCACGCAGCAGCAGCAGCCGGCGCAGAAGGGCGGCGGGCGGCGCCGGCUGCAGGCGCAAUAG